AUGUUGAAGAAGUGUGCUCGUAUACAAGCUGCUGAAUAUAUUAAACGAGAAGAUUUUGAUGGAAAAAAGGCUGUUGAUGAUUUUAUGGUGUUAUUUGAAAAUGAUUACCCAGUGACAAUUAAUAAAAAAGUUAUAGAGGAUCAGACAAAUAAACGGCGAGAAAAACAAAUUAUCCUUCCUUCAAAAUCAGACAUCCAAAAAUUGUAUAACUAUACAAAAAAUUUAUGUGAAGAAGCGAUGGAAAUUCUUCAGAAAGAAUUUGAUCUUAAUGCAUGGAGAAAAUUAUCAGAAGGCAGUCUUAUUCUCGUUCAAAUGUUUAAUCGACGAAGAGCUGGUGAAAUUGAAAGACUCUCCAAUGAAAACUAUGAAAAUCAAGAGACGAUUGACAAAGUUUUCAAUCUUGAUAUAUUUGAUAAUAUAUCAAAAGAGUCUCAAAAACAAGCCAAGCAAUUUGUUCGAUUAACUAUAAGAGUCUUUGCUGUACCUGGAGUAAAAAACUCUCCGAAGAAAGGUUAUAUCAGAGCUUGUUAUAUAAUGCGAAAGUUUGCUAAUGCCUGUGAUGCAUCGAUCCCUACUAGUUUACGAGGUACUAUGCUUCGAAAGCAUAUCGCUACUUACACUGCUAUGUUGCGAGUAGAGGAAAAUCAAGUUUCUGAUCUAGCAAAUUUUAUGGGACAUGAUAAACAAAUCCACAAGGAUGUGUAUCGAGUCCCUAAUGGACUGAUUGACAUGACUGAAGUAUCUCGUUUGCUGCAAGCUGCAAUAGGCGAUAACGAUGAGAAUGAAGAUAGUAAUGAAGAAAAUGGCCAAACCAAAGAUGAUACCAAAGAUGACAAUAUGCAAACAGAAAAUGCAUCGAGUGAUGAUGAUUUUUGUAAUGGUAAUAAUAAUGUCAAUAUUAUUGAUGAUGAAUCUCAAUCACAACCUUCGAGAAAACGUACUCGCAAAUGUGUAUUAAAUUAUGAUGAUGAUAGUGACGAUGAAAUUUUAAAUUCCAGUACUCAUUGCUCAAGCUUCUUACAGCAAAGAUCAGUAAAACGUAUUAAAUGGACAGAAAUGGAAAAAAAAGUUAUUAGGAAAAACUUGGGCGAUAUUAGUAAGCUGCUCAAAUUACCAUCACUGGGAAAAUGUAGAGCUUUGAUUCAACAAAAUAGUUGCUUGAGAAGAAGAACUCCUGAACAAUUAAAAUCCUGGAUUGACAAUCAGCGCAAAGACAAAAUCAGAAAAAGAAAAUAUAUGCAUAAUAAAAAUGCUGAAUUAACACGAAAAAAAUAG
This is a messenger RNA of Formica exsecta, 1275 nucleotides long. RefSeq lists its product as uncharacterized. The transcript is spliced from 3 exons. Bases 1 to 1275 code for a protein of 424 amino acids. The record is from RefSeq and is a predicted model, not a curated record. Lineage: Eukaryota; Metazoa; Arthropoda; Insecta; Hymenoptera; Formicidae.